Molecule: messenger RNA, 1589 nt
Organism: Puccinia graminis f. sp. tritici CRL 75-36-700-3
Lineage: Eukaryota; Fungi; Basidiomycota; Pucciniomycetes; Pucciniales; Pucciniaceae
Exons: 3
Coding region: 138-1241 (367 amino acids)
Source: RefSeq, a predicted model, not a curated record
CCGCCGCCUCUUGCAGCCUUGGCAGUCGAAGGGAGUUCCACCAGCAGAAGCUCCUCCCAGUCUUCCCCCCUUUAUCUUGGCCUUGACAAGCCCCAACUGCAGAACACUCUCACAACACACACACACACAAAACUAACAUGAACCCAUCUGCUUCCGCAAUCCGACCAUCAUCCUCUGAAAACCAAAACGAAACCAACACACCCUCAAACGGCUCUGCUGCACUCCUUACCCGUCGUCGUUUCUUACCAUUGGAUCCACCUACCCCAAUCAGUAUGGCCACCAACAACAGCCCCAACAUUAGGAUCCAGUCUGAGCCAACCUCCUCUCAAGCUUCGACCAAUAACCCAGAACCCCGCCGUAGAGACCGGGAAGCUCAACGAAAUUUGAUGGAAGUCCACAGAGAUACCCUAAGAGCAGCCGAGAGGACUAUAAGCUUAUUGAGAGAACAAAUUCGAUUGCACGAUGAACGAGCUCGUUUAUCGAUCGCCUCCCUAGUUCCAUCACCAGCACCCAUUGGCACCCCAGCUCGGACGCCGACCCAACGAGCGGCCCUCGAACGAUCACUGUCGAGUCGGAUCGCCAGCCUCCAAGCAGACAUCGAGCGACAACAGCUACGGGCGGGUGCGGUCGGAUUGAUUCGUAGACCGGAGACGGAAGCCUUGCUCGAAGAACGCAACAUGCUCAGCACACGCCGUGCCGCACCACGAAUCCCCCCACGGGCCAUUCCGAAUGCCUGUCCCAUCGUCCCAUUCUCUGCAACCAGCAUUCCAACACCCAACAGAAUCUAUUCGUCCCGCUCCUCAUCAGACCGUUGGCUCGCCGGGCGCCAGAGGGAUAACAUCCUUUCCAGCUCAUCCUCAGCACGACCCUGCUCGGCCGAGCUCUUUCGAGAACAUCAUCUUUUCCAACGCCCCUCAUCAGAGUCUUCUUCGUCAUCGGCUCAUGAGGCCUUGGAGCGAGAAUGGGAACGCCAACUUGCAGAUGGCGAGGUCGAUUCGGACGGAGUGCCGAUCCUCCCUGACCCUCUCAAACAGAUGCCCAUCGAAUACCCUCAGACCUCGAGAACCGCCAGCCACUCGUUCCCCGGAACGGCAACCACUUAUCUCGGAAGACGCAAGGUCGACGGCCUCGGCCUCCAAUUGGCUCACCUUGCCUCCUCGUCCUCUACUGCAAACCACGCCCAUCAUCUGCAUCCUCAAACAUCUAAUCAACUCACCUUUCAGCCACUCUGUCUAAGAUGAUCCUCUUUCUCUUUCUCUUUCUAUCAAGUUUGCAUGCAUGUCUUUACAACUCAUUCCGCAUCUACUCAAUUCCAAAUCCUUCCUGGGCUUUUUUCUACUUCACCAGUAUGUGUACCCAUGUUCUUUCGUCUCUUGUUUUUUUUUUUUUUUUUUUUAAAAAAAAUCCUUGUCUGCAACUCUUAUCAUACACCGCAUUCUCCUUCUUUCAUCUUGUGUCCAUAGCUAUCUUCCUCUGCCCAUUCGACGCCUUGUAACUAAUUCUUUUUUGUUGUUGUAGAUUUUAUGAGCUUGGUCUACUCAGUUUGACAUCAUCGUAAUCAUGAUAAACAUAAACCUUGAACAUUUGCC